UGAAAUGUUCUGACAUACGUUAGGUUUAACAGUUGAUUUAAAUUGGUGUCAAAAGAUGUAUUAAAGUAUAUAUUGAAACAAAGCUAAGAUCCCAAGCUUUCCAUUGAUGUAAUAAUUUUUAAAAUCGGACAUUUAUUCCUUUUAAAAAGGGCUUAAUUCGUAAGAUAUAUCGAUUUUACUUGAAGAUAACGGAAGCAAAACGCAUUUUUAAAUGGAUAUACCUCGGUUAUUUACGUAGUUCAUAACAAAAGUGUUUAUGGGUGUAUUUGUUUGGAUUUAUUAGAUUGGUACCAGUUUAUCUUUCCAAAUUUUGAUAUACUGCAGAACAAUUACAAGAAAGACAGCAAUGUUAGAUCACUAGAAGUUACUGGAUUAAUGUAAAUGGCUUCUAAGGAAAACAUAUACUUUCUACGUUCCUUUUUACUGCUUAUUGAAGGUGGCUUAUAUAUUUCAAAAGAAAUUCUAACUAGAGAAUGUCAAAAGCCUGAUACUGACCUAGAUGAAUUGCUACAAAAAAAUAAACAGAAACUUAAACAUUCAUUUCACGUUAAUCAAUACAGGAAAUUGUAUCCGGAGUCUGAUAAAACUGAUAUCAAGAAUUGGGACUUGCAGCUGUCAGUUGGUGUUUUGAUAAAUGUGUUUGGGAGAGACCUUAAAUCGGGUGAAAAGGUCAAGCUUAAACUGUUAAGAGAUUUAAGAAAUGAUAUUUAUAUGCACUGCACUACUGCUGCUCUAGAUGAAAGCAAAUAUGAAGACAUAGUAGAAGACUUAGGUGACAUCAUUACAACAUUAGCGUCAACGUUUGAUAUAUCAGUACAACAACGUUGUUCUAACUGCAUCAAGCAGUUUACUUCCGGACCAUUAGAUGCCGUAAGACCAUCUUUACAGACCUUGAAUGGGUUUAGCCAGUCGUAUCAAAGGACGUUCCAAGUUGGUGUGCAAACAGAAUUGGUUAUCUGUGGUCCUUCUUCAAACUGGAUAACUCUUUGUGAACAAACUCUUGAGACAAUAUUCAAUCAUGCUGAAAGCAUGGCAAGUGAAGAUGGUGGAUUUCAAGAAAUCCAAGAAAAUGUUAAAAGAAUGCUUAGCUAUUUGGAAAGCAAUAAAGCUGCUGUAUUCAAAGGAUGCGAAAGAAAAUGCAUUAUCCUGUUUUUUGAGUGCAAGGACUAUGAAAGUUUCCUGAACUUUCUUCAUAAGGUAGAAUGUCAGGAAUACACAUGCUAUUUAGGGGACUUAUCGAGUUCCCUUCAUAGCUUCUUUAAGCCAAGAAAUCCGAUAUCUAUCACAUCCAAAGUAACAUCAGAAAGUUUGCAAUCGGUAUUGAUUGAUAUUAUUAAAAGUCUAUCUAAUGAAAAGGAAGAACAACGCCAAGUUGUUGAAAUAUCAUCUGAAGAAAGUAUCCAUGACAACAUGGCAAUGGCAUCACGUGAUGUUAAUAAAGAAACGAAGCCGAUUAAACAAAGCGAAACCACUCUGUUGUUGCAUCUGGAAUUAAUACAUUGGGAAGCUUUACCAAAAAUGCUACAAUCAUUCCAAGGAAAGCAAUUUUCAGAUAGCUUGACGAAGGUUGCAGGCUCACUUUCACAUCAUUAUGGGGGCGAAAUUACUCUCAAAGCAUCUAUGAAUGUCGGUGCUGUACUGGAGGCUUUAGAAGAAUCAGUGUCCAAUGAAGUUACAGUAGAUAGUCUUAGAGCGACUAAAAAGUCGGAGAGCAUCUAUGCGAAGAUACCAAAAGAGAACGAUUUUCCCUUAUUGCCAGGAACUCUGGAAGAAGGAGAAGCAUAUUUAGUAACUGACCAAAAGGAGCUGGAAGACGGAAAAACCAGUAACAUGGAAACGGAAUCAGAAGAUUCGGAAUAUAACAAUCCUGUACAUCAUUCGGAAGCAGUACAAACAGGAUCAGAUACGCCGCAAAAAGAUACACAAACAUCUAGCUGGAAGCUAUCGGGCACCGCUAAGAAAGGAAGACGACAUACUAUAGAUAUGGGGUUUGAAAAACCUGCAUCACAGUACUCAAAAGCAAAAGUUAAAGAAACAUCUAGCUUGGAGAUAUUGGGACCCUCUAAGAAAGGUUUGCGGCAUACUAUAGAUAUGGGAAAACCUGCAUCACAACACUCAAAAGCAAAAGAUCGAGAAACAUCUAGCUUAAAGCUAUUUGGUCACAUACAGAAAGAGAGGCGACAUAUAAUAGAUAUAGGGUUCGGAAAACCCAAACCUGCAUUACAGCACACAAAAGGCAAAGGUACAAUGGCGGACACAAGAGUAUCAGCAGAUAUAAGUGUUGAUGUGAUGAUUAAACAAUUUGAUUGCAAACAUAUCGGUUACUUAUCACAAGAAAGGAAAUUUUUGGCUAUCAAUAAAUGGAAUAUGAAAUUUUUCAUCAUCUCAAAAGGAACUAGACACGACAGUGUAUGGAACAUUCAUUGCUUUGAUGAUAGUUCAGCAAGAAAGCAAGUGUGGUCAAUAUCGAUGCUGGAAGUAGAACGCAUCCUGGAAUUCAACAAGGGCAUAGUGGGGAUAAGAAUCAUAUUAAGUGAUCACAAGACACCGGCGCUGAUACUAAAAUGUGAUACUGCAAAGAGUAGAGAGACAUGGUUAAGGAUGUUGAAAGAGGCACAUGAGGAAAGUCUGUCGUCAUUUGCCGUCAGGAUUUGUGGCAAAGAAAGUACUGUUCACAGCGACAGUGGCUUUGGAAGCGGAGGGUCAGACACAAGCAAAAACUUGAGAGAAUCAGAAAGAACAUCUACAAUGAAUAUAGAUGACUAUGGGUAUUCACAUGUUGAACAUGUAUUUGCGGCAAAAGGGAAUGGUAGUAGACAUAGAAUACCUGUCAGUUCAAAUAAGAACGAUCCAAUUCAUAUUGAUAUUGGUGCUGUCGGAAUGCAAAGUCAUGCACAGUCUGCAUCUUUCGCAUCCAUAAAGAGCGGAGAAAGAGAAUCAGUUGAAGAUGCAUUGUCCAUGGUGUCGAUAAGAUCACAUGACAGAGAAAUGUUAAAUUUGAAUGAAAAUGUCUCGUGUUUAAAUAAAGGUCGAUGUAGGAAAAGAAGCAGCAGCAGUGGUAGUAGUGGGAGCGAAUCAACUCCCUAUGAUACACCGGCUCCUUUAACAGAGAACUUUGAAGAAAAUGAGUACCUCUACACUGAAAAUCAUUUUGAUAAGAACAUCAUGAAUGGCGUACCCAUUGGAACAUUCCUGAUUCAAAUGAGAACAAAAUCUAUGGGAUAUAGAUUGCAUGUUAUGACACCAAAAGGGGCUAUGUGUUUUAAAAUAUACGAGCAG
Molecule: messenger RNA, 3279 nt
Organism: Ruditapes philippinarum (Manila clam)
Lineage: Eukaryota; Metazoa; Mollusca; Bivalvia; Venerida; Veneridae
Exons: 23
Source: RefSeq, a predicted model, not a curated record